Gryllus bimaculatus (two-spotted cricket) is the source of this 2768-nucleotide messenger RNA. Lineage: Eukaryota; Metazoa; Arthropoda; Insecta; Orthoptera; Gryllidae. The record is from the annotation of a GenBank genome assembly.
AAUAAUGCAUUCGUGAAAGACAAUUGGAGAAAUAAUUAAUUCAAAAUUAGAGACUUUUGCAUAGCAUGAAGCACCUUUUAGCGUAUAUCACUUUUGAAUGCAGUCAAAAAGUUUACGCCAAAAAGCCUCUAGUACUUGAACAUACACAAAACAUGGAUAUUUCUUGGGUACUUGAACAGCUGAGCAGUGAUGUAAUCGGGCUUUAUGUGCCAAUGACCUUUGAUUUUGCUAUUAUGAAUUAUAGUAUAUGCAGCCUCAGUAUGAGUUGCUAUCGUCUCCUGCGUGAUCUUUGGGACACUCUAGAGCCGCUGAUUAAUUUGAAUAUUUUUUUAUGUAUACAGAGGUGAUUAUCCUUUCACAAAACUCAGUAUGAGUGGAAUCAGUGCAUGGUCGAAAAUAUUUUAUGGAAAAAACGGACCGCUUGAAGCUGCUAUGAAAUCAUGUUUCUUAAUUCGAAGUUUAUCGUCAUCCCGCCCGUGUAAUUCGUAUGUAGGUGAUAUUCGUCUGCAAAUGACUCUAAAAAGAAGCAAAAGUAAUGAGCAUUUGCCCUAUAAAGAUGGGCGAUUUUUGGUUAUUGACCUUACCAAAAGUAAAGUACUUCUUUCUGCAAAACCCCAGGAUCGUUUUGGAAGAAAAUCUUUGUCUUGGAUUCAUUAUGAAGAUCUGAACAAAAUUGGAGUGAACAUCAAAGAAAAUGCGCAUUUUCUCUGUGUUACUCAUGGAGAACCUAAUUUUGUAGUUAAUGUUUCAAAAUUGUCAGAAGAGUCAAAAAACACUCUAGAAUCUAAAGCUAAUGCAAAAUUCAUUGCUUUACGUUCAUCCCUUUUCAGUCUCGAUGGUAGCAUUGACAUGCCUUUGGUUUCUCAGAGCCAUUCGCUAUUGGAUUGGAAGUUAAAACACAAAUUUUGUGUGUACUGUGGGAAUGCCCUAGAAGAUGGAUUAAUUGAUUUUCACAAAAGGUGCACUGGAUGUAAAACUGUUCAUUACCCUACUGUAAAUCCUAUUGGUAUAUCCUUAAUUUGUAAUGAACAGUGCAGCAAAAUUCUCCUCGUAAGGCAACCUAUACAUCCUCCUAGAAUGUUUACAUGUGUUGCUGGUUUUAUUGAAUCAGGUGAAACUAUAGAAGAAAAUAUCAAACGUGAAGUUGCUGAGGAAUUGGGUUUGGAAGCAAAGAGCAUUCAAUACGUUGGAUCCCAACACUGGUCACUGCCAGGCAGUAAGCUCAUGAUAGGAUGCUUUGCAACGGUUACUGAUGAGAAUUUUUCCAUCGAUUCAGAGGAACUGGAGGAGGCGUGUUGGUUCAGCCCUAAGGAAAUUCACAAUGCUCUUAAGAGAGUGACUGAAAAGAAAGAAAAAGUAUUGGACAACCCAGAGGAUAUAUGGAUUCCACCCCCUGGGGCAAUUGCUCAUUCUUUAAUAAAGUUGUGGUUGCAAAAGCAUGGUUGAAAAUGGCUUUAUUUUCACAAACUUGAAGUACCUUAAAUGAUACAAACACUUGUCAAAGAUGAGAAUGAAGUAUUGUGUCCCUGAGUUAUUAGGUACAAUUAAUAGAUUUUCAAUUUUAGAAUUGAACUCUUGUAUUUCCUGAGGGGCUCCCUUGAGACCUUGCCACACCCAUCAAAAGGACAGAUAAUAGAUUGUGAACCUUGUUCAGUUAUUAAUUUUCAAUAUGUGAUUUAAUACUGCAUUACUUUGUCAAAAUAGGGUGACUGUUCUCAUUUUAUAACUGAUUUCUAAUUAAGCUAACAGAACAAAUGGCUUUUGUGAGGUAUUGAAGCAGUAAGUCCAUUAAAACUAUGAGAGAAUUUGAGUUUGUUUUCAACAAAUGGUACGUACAAAAUAAAGUUAAGCAAGACAUCAUUAGAACAAAUGAUACUUGUCAAUGUACUAUCUCUAGUCCUGUCAGAAAUAUCUUUAAAGAGUUUAGAGUACUGACUCCUAUCCACCUAGAGAUAACUAAUUAAUAUCUAUUCUUCAAUUAUAAUUUGUGGUUUGGAGACAAAUCUUAACUAAUCACAUACUUCGAAAACCACAUAAAGUUUAAUAGAUUCUCCAGUACUCCAAGACAAUAUAAGACAAUCAGCAGUUCUACAUCUGAAUGAUCUUUACUGACCAAAUGCCAAUGCAUUGAAAGCAGUGACACUGAUAUUUCGACCAUCUUAUCGUGGUCUACGGGGCCAAAGUGUCAGAUCAGGAAGAAAAGACCAUAGUGGUUCUCAAUAGCACUUUAGCCCUGAAGAAGGUCAUGAUAAGAUGGUUGAAACCAGAGUAUAUAUGAUGGUUGAAACCUUGGAAUCACAAUCUUUGUUGCAGUGGCACCUGGACAGCAAGAUCAUUCACAUGACUUGGAGGGGUUACAACAGCAGAACUACAUGUUUCUUUCUAACAGCAACGUAUUUUCUAAAUCUCCUUUAAAAUAUUAAAUCAAACCAAUAAUUUUUUGCAAAAGCCAUUUGAAUGUGUUGACCUUAUCAGCUUUCACCUUAUCAGAAAAUAACUACAUAAAUGUGUACUAACACAUAAUUGUGAAGUAGGUGUAAUGUGUUUGGUUUAAGAAUAGAUAAAAUAAAUAAAAAUUUUCCAGACUUGUAAACUUUCCCUCGUAUUUGGAUCAAUGACACAGUGCCUGUUUCUAUUUUUUUAGUAAGUGGCCACCCUGUAAAAUGUCAAAAUCUUCCCAAUGGGAUUAAAACAUACAUAACCCAUUCAUCAAACAUUGAAUUAAUGUUACAAUCCAUGUAUCAAAUAGUGAAAUAAUGUUUUGUAUU